Molecule: messenger RNA, 1856 nt
Organism: Daucus carota subsp. sativus
Lineage: Eukaryota; Viridiplantae; Streptophyta; Magnoliopsida; Apiales; Apiaceae
Product: DUF21 domain-containing protein At4g14240
Exons: 13
Coding region: 129-1604 (491 amino acids)
Biological process (GO): magnesium ion homeostasis
Source: RefSeq, a predicted model, not a curated record
GGAUAAACACCACCGCUGUUUUAUACAGUACAUACAUUUAUUUGUAAAUAAUUUUCAACUGCUUUUAGCUGCUCACCCAACCACUUGUCCUAUUCUGAUCUCCGGCGAGAACCAAAUCGCCGGUGACGAUGACGCUGAUCAAUACUGUAACGCUGGCUACUGUAUUAGCUACUCACAGGUCUUUUGGCUCUAGUGCUGAUAAUAUUGAGUUUGGAUCAGUCUGGUGGUUUGUUUACGCCGGAAUAUCUUGUUUUCUGGUGCUCUUCGCCGGAAUUAUGUCUGGUCUUACUUUAGGUUUGAUGUCUCUUGGCCUUGUGGAGCUUGAGAUACUUCAGCGCAGUGGCACACCUACCGAGAAGAAACAAGCAGCUGCUAUCUUUCCGGUGGUCCAGAAGCAACAUCAACUUCUCGUUACCUUGCUUUUGUGCAAUGCUGCCUCGAUGGAGGCUCUCCCUAUAUACCUGGAUAGAAUCUUUCAUCCUGUUGUAGCUGUUCUGCUGUCAGUAACUUUCGUGCUUGUCUUCGGAGAGAUUAUACCGCAAGCCAUAUGUACCCGAUAUGGGCUUGCUGUGGGCGCAAAUUUUGUGUGGCUUGUCCGCUCUUUGAUGUUCAUUUGCUAUCCUAUUGCAUAUCCUAUUGGAAAGGUCCUAGACGCUGUGUUGGGGCAUAAUGAUGCAUUGUUUAGGCGUGCACAACUGAAAGCCCUUGUCUCUAUCCAUGGCCAAGCGGCUGGUAAAGGUGGUGAACUUACGCAUGACGAAACUACUAUUAUAAGUGGAGCACUUGAUUUAACCUUGAAGACUGCAGAGGAGGCUAUGACACCUAUUGAAUCAACAUUUUCACUGGAUGUUAAUUCUAAAAUUGAUUGGGAGGCAAUUGGAAAAAUCCUUGCGCGAGGUCAUAGUCGUGUUCCCGUAUACUCUGGGAAUCCAAAAAACAUUAUCGGUCUUUUAUUGGUCAAAAGUCUUCUAACAGUUCGAGCGGAAACUGAGACUCCAGUCAGUGCAGUUUCUAUCAGAAGAGUCCCUAGAGUUCCUGCUGAUAUGCCCUUAUACGAUAUCCUCAACGAGUUCCAAAAAGGGAGCAGUCAUAUGGCAGCUGUGGUUAAAGUGAAAACUCAGAACACCGUGUCUGAUUGUGAAGUAGAGAAGGCCUUCGGAAAUAAAGUUACGAAAGGGAAGUACCAAUUAACGGUCCCCCUGCUGUCGGAGCAUGAUGAAGAAUCAGAUAAUCAUGUGGUUGAUGUUGACAAUGCUUCAAAUACUACAGCGCUUAAGCACACUUUCAUCUCACAGAGUGAAGCGGCAACAACUAAUGUGGCGGAGAAUAUUGAAGAUGGCGAGAUCAUUGGCAUAAUCACCCUGGAGGAUGUUUUUGAAGAACUUCUGCAAGAGGAAAUUGUUGAUGAGACUGAUGUAUAUGUCGACGUGCAUAAGAGAAUACGUGUAGCUGCUGCUGUUGCUGCUUCAUCUGUUGCACGAGCACCUUCAAGUCGGAAGUUGAUUGCUCAGAAGGGAGGCCAAGGUAAACAAGGAGACUCACCGCAUCUGCAAUCAAGGUCACCAGGAACAACCAAGGGAUCACUUUUCAGCACCAACAAAUGAUUACAAAAUUAUGGCAGAGCAAGAUAGGUUUCCUUACCAUAUAUUUGUAGAUUUACAUGUUUGUAAUUUUAAAUGAUAUAUAUAUAGAUUGUAGCAGGCAGAUCAAUUUUGUAACUUUUGGGGGGUGUGAACUGCAAAGUACUUGAAAAAUUGUGUUACCUUUUUUUUUUUUUGGAUAGACUUUGAAAGAUUAUUUUAACUCUUUGCGUAUACAUAUAUAGUUUAUCAUAGAAACUUCUGUGAGUUUGUGAA